UUCCCCUUCAAUCAUCUCUCGCUAGCUCUUAACUCAAGCCACAGUCUCCUCACCUCACAGACAAAUCUAAGAGAAGAUCAUGAAGAUGAGCAGUGCCACCAUGGGAGGCUCCAAGAGAAGGUUGUCCAACAAAGGACUUGGAGGAGUCCUCAGAGAGCAGAGGGCUAGGCUCUACAUCAUAAGAAGAUGUGUUGUCAUGCUCCUUUGCUGGCAUGACUGAAGCAACUCCUACAAAAAGAUUUUCCCCCCCUCUUUUUUUUUUUUUUUUUUUUUUUUUCUCUCUUUUCCUCUUCACGGAGUGUAAAUAGCGGCGGCUGAAAUUAUGGGAGAGUUAACAAAUUUUUGUAUCUGUUGGCCUCAUGGCUAAGAUGUACAUCGGAUAGCUUCAAUCAAAACUACAUAUUAUUUCACAAACUAUAGCUCUUGUUCUUGUUA
Messenger RNA from Vitis riparia (riverbank grape), 435 nucleotides. RefSeq lists its product as uncharacterized. The transcript has a single exon. Gene Ontology annotation, biological process: negative regulation of cell population proliferation. Bases 80 to 220 code for a protein of 46 amino acids. NCBI's taxonomy places the organism in Eukaryota, Viridiplantae, Streptophyta, Magnoliopsida, Vitales, Vitaceae. The record is from RefSeq and is a predicted model, not a curated record.